This is a messenger RNA of Elephantulus edwardii (Cape elephant shrew), 345 nucleotides long. Its product is annotated as cytochrome c oxidase subunit 5B, mitochondrial-like. Gene Ontology annotation, cellular component: mitochondrial envelope. Bases 1 to 345 code for a protein of 114 amino acids. The transcript has a single exon. Lineage: Eukaryota; Metazoa; Chordata; Mammalia; Macroscelidea; Macroscelididae. Gene Ontology annotation, biological process: mitochondrial electron transport, cytochrome c to oxygen. The record is from RefSeq and is a predicted model, not a curated record.
AUGGCUUCAAGGUUACUUUAUGGAGCUGGAGCAUUGGUAGCUCAGGCCUUGAGGGCCUGCUUGAUGGGAUCUGGAGGUGGUGGGCCUACCGAUGAUGGUCAGGAGACAGGGCUAGAGCAGAAGGUCAUGAUGGCUGCUCGGAAAGGCCAGGAUCCAUACAAUAUGCUUGCUCCAAAGGCAGCUAAGGAAUAUCCCAAUUUAAUUCCCUCCAUCACUAAUAAGCGAACAGUACGCUGCAUCUGUGAAGAGGACAACAGUACUGUGAUCUGGUUUUGGCUACACAAAGGUGACGGCCAGCAAUGCCCUAAAUGUGGGAUCCUUUAUAAGCUGGUACCCACCACUUAG